Messenger RNA from Aedes albopictus (Asian tiger mosquito), 1930 nucleotides. RefSeq names its product rhodanese domain-containing protein CG4456. The record is from RefSeq and is a predicted model, not a curated record. Lineage: Eukaryota; Metazoa; Arthropoda; Insecta; Diptera; Culicidae. The transcript has 4 exons. Bases 142 to 771 code for a protein of 209 amino acids.
AAAAAAGGUAAAUAAUCAUCACUGUAUCUCGUGUGUCGAAAUUCGGGCGCAACCCAGUUUAUCAGUCGCAGUCAUCGAAGCUAGUCGUUCCCGCAUACCAUUUUGUUUCGAUCCAUUUGCAUCCUCCUUACCGAGUUCAAAAUGAGUCUAAACUGUCUGAGAAUUGCGGCUCAUCGCGUCCGCGCCGGGUCCCGUAUGGUCCAGAGCGCUGGAAAUGUCCGUUCGUACAAUGUCGCAGUUGGCAAAGUGGCGCCGAUCGUCAGUGCCUCCUCCUAUCACCAUCACAGUAUUCGCAGUAGUGAUAAAUUUCAAGGUUAUCCUUUGGAACUUCGAGGAACCCACCGUUGCUACAGUGAGCAAUGCCCGGAGAACAAGUACGAUCCGAACUGCAUCGAUCUUCGUCAGGUCGCCACCUACGAUGAAAUCGUCGAUCUACCAAACCAUCCGGAAGUGUUGCUCAUCGACGUACGCCGACCGGACGAGCUGGCCGGCACUGGAACCAUUCCGACCAGCAUCAAUAUUCCACUCGACAUCGUCGAAGAGGAACUGAAACUGGACCCCAAGCAGUUCGAGACCAAGUACGGUCGGCCGAAGCCCAGUUACGACUCUCCGAUCAUCUUCAGCUGUCGAUCGGGAAUUCGAGCUGGCAAUGCUGCCUACAUUGCCGACACACUCGGAUUCACAAAUGUCAAGAACUAUGUCGGCUCCUGGCUGGACUACGCCGAGAAGAAUGGCCUUCCGCAGGAACCGGCUGAAAACAAAUUCUACUGAUAUACUACUCCUACUAGUUUUUAUUUGUGUGUGCAUGAUGUUGAUGAUGAUGAUGAUGAUGGAAACGUAAUAAACAAGUCUCCUACGGCGGAAUUAGCGCCCUUUUACGCGACAAGCGGUGUCUUCUUCAAUGUUGUGAUCUAUAUCUAUUUUUAGAGGAACGGCAUUGCUUCCGUUUUUUAAAAAGGUUAACAAUAUUUGUUCACGCUGGGCUCCAAAGAAGGGUGCACACCAAAUUUCGAUUUUUCCAUCCAGCAAAAUAAAUUGCUGGAAGGGUAUCAGCAAACUAUAGGUUGCCGUAAAUGCAGCAAUGAUAACUGAAGAGCCAGCAAAAUAAGACACUGCUGAAACACCAGCAAAAGUGCUGUCAAACACUUAACAUAUUCAUGGUCACUUUUUGCGCACCUUUGUCCGAAACACUUCGCAAGCAGAAGGACCUGAGAAUUCCCCCAAAAAAGUUAAAAAUUUCAUCGUAUUUACCAUUAAGAUUCAAUGCGCCACUUCUUCGGUGAGCCUUCUUUCUGUUUGUUGUAAAGAAACACGGAAAUCUAGAUAUAAAGAACAUUUUUUAUCAAUGUUUGUUUCAAAAGAAAAAAGGAAAAAAAUCCGGUUGGACUCUACCUCGGACAAAAUUGCUGAACGAUCAGCAAAACAAGCUGUCAAAACGCAUUGCUGAAAACUCAGCAAGAAUUAUUUUGCUGGUUGGAUUACUGGUUUUACAGCUUGUCAAAAACCAGCAAAAUAUUGCUGGUUUCCAGCGAAAUAAAAAUAGUGUGUGGCGCUAUGCACGAUAAGUAACAGGGGCACAGUUCCUAGAUCCACUCUGCGCUGAGAUCAAUAACAAAUACGUAUAUUCAUGUCUACUUGUCGUAGGUACCUGAGUCAUUGUAGGCGAAAAAUGAAAGAUAAUGCUAAAUAUCAAUCAUGGCAAUGCAUCCGAUACUGCCGAAGUUUUUUUAAUUGCGUAAUAUAUAAAAGUUGCAGGUUUUAUACUCAGGAAAUGUUACAUCUUCUCUUUUCAUCAUUAACUCCAACUAUUUGUAAAGUUAAAUACACCUACGAAGGGCUUGUACAACAGUUGUUAUAAAUAGGCCAUAUAUUCGCCUACCAAAUGUAACAAUUACUCUGCAUUUAAAUAAAAAUAAGUUAAAUAACUAUA